AACAAACAAAAUGUUUUAAAUUUAAUUUUGAUUUAUAAAACAUGACAGUGAUGCGAAAUUUCACUUAACUGAGAUAGGUUUUGAGGCUUUCUUUUUCUUUAAAGCACAUUAUUUAUGUUAGUGAGUAGUUUGGGUUUGAGAUGUCAAAAUUUUAAUGGUGUAAAACAGUCUUAUAAGUUUAUCUAAUGGUAAUUAUUUAGUUACCGAUGUCCUAUUUCUUGUGUCAUUACUUCCAGAGCUAUUAAAAAAAUGACUUCUGUUGAAUAUGAUUUGGAUACUUCUGGUGGUUUAAUGCCGCAAAUUCAGGAACUUAUUAAACCUCCUAUACUUGAAGAAUCUUCUAAGAAAAAGAAGGAUCGAGAGCGAAGAUAUCGUAAACCUGGCAGAACAAUUAACCACGAUUCCUGCGAUAGCUGUAAAGAAGGCGGGGAUUUAAUAUGUUGUGAUCGAUGUCCUGCUGCUUUCCAUUUAACAUGCCAUGAUCCACCUUUGUCAGAAGAUGAUUUACCAUCUGGAGAAUGGUUGUGUCACAGUUGCAAGACUACUCCUGAUGUUGAUCCAGCUUCAUCGAGUGGUCAAUUUUCAGAGUCAGUUGUGAAUGGGUCUUCAUUAACGAAAGAUUCAGUUUCUUCGGAUCUAGAGAACAUGGAAGUUGAUGAUGAGUCAAAAACUCCUCUCUUUACUUUAAUACAAUCUCUCUCUACACAGAACCCUACUCAAUAUCAAUUACCAUCUGAAUUCUUGUGCACAGUGCAGUUACCUGGUUCAAGCAAGAAAUCGAAAUCUAAAGAUGGUAAUAGGUUUGGUCGGAGAGGAACUCAUGAACUUGACUCUGGAAUCGUUCAUAUACCAGCUAAACUUUGUAACCUGUGCAAAAAGAGUUGUCGUAAAGCACCUCUCAUCCAGUGUGACUAUUGUCCCCUAUUGCUCCAUAUUGAUUGUGUGGAUCCACCACUCACAAGUCUGCCCACUGGAAGAUGGAUGUGUCCCAAUCAUGCUGAACAUUUUGCUGACUCAAAAAUACUCACAUCUGUUAGUUUGACUGAAAGAGUAAAGUUAUGGGAUAAAUUUGCUGGUCCUAUAUCACAAGAUGCCAUCAAAUUGCAUUUUCUUAACAAGAUAAAUAAAAGGAAUCCACCUUUCAGGCGCAAACAAAAGGAACCUCCACGUCCAAAAUUGUUUGUUCCAGUAGCAAUAAGAAACAAUUAUGAGUCUCCUUUACCUCUUUUGCCUCGAGUAACUGAUGUACCAAUUACCAGCGAAGUAUCAAUUUCAAGUUCUUCCUCCUCUGCAAUGGAGUUGGACGAUGAAUCAAAUAAGUACUUCAGAUUUCUUCUUAAUUUCCAAACUGAUUUAGCCACUUUGCAAUCUUCUGAAAUCACCAACACUAAACCAUCACCCUCAGACAUGGACUGUGAAUCACUCAUUUCCGAAAUGAAACUGACUGGCCAUUAUAGCCAGCCUCGCAGAGUAAUGAACGGGCCACACUGCGAAACGAAUGGGGAGGCUGACAGCUCUAAUAACAAUGCCAAACUGAAAUUCGACUGUCACCUUCCUACGUCUGUGUGUGUGUCUAGCUCAUCUCACUCCCUCAUGUCAUCAAAAUUGUCUGCAUCUUCCAAAUUGAACAAUGUCAGCCGAACGAGCAAGAUGAAUUCUGGAAAAAAUUCUUGCUUACUGAAUCAGUGCUCAGCUCCUAUAAAUGUGUUUCAGUGUAAAUCAUCUAGUGGCUUAAACUCUUCUUACAGCAGUACAAACUCUAAAGAGAAUUCUCUAAAGCCUUGUUGUCAAGAUAAAAUUCAUCCUAACAACCAUGACUUAAAUUCAAAUGCAUUGAUGAAAUUGUACAAUAAUCUUCAAGCUACUGUUACAAAUUCUAAUGAUUUUGAAAUUAGUAAAGUGGAUGAGAAACUUGUUCAUUUACUUGCUUUACAAAGGUUAGAGCAGAUCUUUCCAAAGAAGAAAUACAAAGUAACUGAUGACAAAACUUCUGCAGAAAACUAUGUUGGAACUUCUCAAGAAGUCAGAGGAAGAGCUGUAGUAUGCCCGAUUGACAAGAAAGGUUUUCCUGUUUCAAUGUCAUAUAGAACACUCAAUCUUGGCCUUGGUGCUGAUAUGGAUAUCUAUUUUCCCAAUUAUGGAUAUUGUAACUAUGUGUCUGCAAAACAUGCAUCUAUUUUCUAUGAUGAGGUCACAAAGUACUAUGAGUUGAUAAACUAUAGUCCUCAUGGUACUAUUGUAGAUAAUGUGUAUUACGCUUCUGAUUAUUCUGAUAAGCAUAAAAUGUCUCCGGCUCAUAAUUCUUUGUCCGCUGCUGUGAGAAAGCUAGCAAAAUCAUCAUCAAGAGUAGUUGAUCUUCCACCACAGCCAGUUCCAUCUCUUGGAAAAUCAUUGGUGACUGCAAGAGAUAAACAGCAUCCCAAGCCGUGCCAGUGCUCUGGUUUAAAUGGGAUGGAGAAUACCAGCAUCGGUUGGGAAGGAACGGCUCUUCUUCACCAUGGAAGUUUCAUACAGUGUGGCUGCUUACAGUUUGUGUUCAGCAUCACUGAGUACGGAUUUCGGAUUGACAACUUUGGUGGUGAAAAAAAUAUUCUACCCUCUAUCAUUAAAUCUAAAGCAUCCUCCUAAUGCUUUUACCAUUAGUUAAAUCAAUAGCCCAGUGAUGAACAAUGACUUGGUGAAACAACAAACACACACUAGUAUCAUUUUGACUUUGUAUAUAUUUAUAUAUAUAUAUAUUAAAGGU
Parasteatoda tepidariorum (common house spider) is the source of this 2746-nucleotide messenger RNA. RefSeq names its product PHD finger protein 12. Gene Ontology annotation, cellular component: Sin3-type complex; nucleus. The record is from RefSeq and is a predicted model, not a curated record. Gene Ontology annotation, biological process: negative regulation of transcription by RNA polymerase II. Lineage: Eukaryota; Metazoa; Arthropoda; Arachnida; Araneae; Theridiidae. Gene Ontology annotation, molecular function: protein binding; transcription corepressor activity.